CGGCGAGGAUAAAGCAAGAUGGCGUCUGACGGUGACGACGUUAUUGCAGUCGUCACAGUUCAGUGUUCUUAAUCUGUGCGUCCAUGUACACAUAUAUGUCCUUUAUUAGACUCUAUUAAAUAGAGUAAACAUCGUUAAUAACUGUUUGCAUCCGGUUAUAUUAGUCUGAGCGCACUUUGACGCUUCUCGAGCUAGCUUAGCCCGCUAAUUAGCUUAGCUUGUUAGCUGCUAACAAAGAGAGGCGGAAGUGAUCAAAACACAUCGCUAAGCAGAGAUCAAGUGUGAGUGUAAAGUGUUGUGAUUGUGUGAAAAUGUGCGAAAGAACGAUAGCAGAGUACGAGGAGGAACUUUGUCCAACAAAAGAGGAGAAGGAGCGACAACAUCAAAAACAUCAAGUUGUGUUACACAGAACAGACAUCCAUCAGCUGAUUGGACACCAAGAAGAAUGUCUCCCUCAUCUGCAGGGGGACAGUUUCACUUUAGAGGAUCCACAGCCCUCACUUUUUAAAGGGGACAAGGAGGAUCCACAGCCCUCCUAUUUCAAAGAGGAAAAGGAGGGAGAGUGUCCUGUAGGGCAGGAGGAGGCUGAUCUCACCAAGUUUCCACUGACUGUUGUCUCUGUGAAGACUGAAGAGCAUGAAGACAAACCACCUGAGUCCUCACAGCUUCAUCACAGUCCAAACGUCUGUGAAGAACAUCUUCUCUCUGAGCAACACAAGUGGAGCUUCAGGAUGGACAAGGAGGAGCCACAGCCCUUCCACAUUAAGGAGGAAGAAGAGGCGCCACAUACAUUACAAGUGCAAAGGAAAGAAAAUAACCCACUGACCUCCCAUUUUAAAGAGGAAGAGGAGGAACACAGCAUCAGUCAAGAAUGGUUGGAGGAGUUCCAUGUGAUUGUGAAGAGUGAAGAUGAUGAGGUCGACAGUGAAAGUGAGGAGAAGAGAGAGGCGGAGCCUCCAAGCAGCAGCUCAACUCAACACAUGACAACAGAAGCUGAUGGAGACCACUGUGGAGGAUCACAAGCAGACAAGCUCUUAGCUCCACUAUCAGAUAGUGAGGACACAACGUCACACUCUCCUGACACUGAUGAUGAACACUCUAAAGAUGAUAAGACAUGUCACACUGACAACACACACUUCACAUGUUCUCACUGUGACAAAACCUUUAAACACAAUUGUCAUCUGGUAAGACACAUGAGAAUACACACUGGUGAAAAACCGUUUUCCUGCUCAGAAUGUGGUAAAGGUUUUAUACAAAGUCACAAUUUGAAAGUACACAUGAGAACACACACUGGAGAAAAACCUUUUUCAUGUUCAGUGUGUGGCAAAGGUUUUGUACUAAGACGCACGUUGAAAGUACACAUGAGAACACACACUGGACAAAAACCAUUCAUGUGCUCAAUUUGUGGUAAAAGAUUCACCGACCAAUCAGGUUUGAUAAGACACACAAAAAUACACACUGGUGAAAAACCUUUUAUCUGUUCCGAAUGUGGUAAAGGUUUUUUGCGAAGUUUCUGUUUGAAAGCACACAUGAGCAUACACACUGGAGAAAAACCUUUGUCAUGUUCAGUCUGUCAUAAAGGUUUCACACAACGUGGUGAGUUGAAAAGGCACAUGAGAACACACACUGGUGAAAAACUUUAUACAUGUUCAGUGUGUUGUAAAAGUUUUGUACAAAGUUCGCAUUUGAAAAGACACAUGAUAACACACACAGAAGAGAAAGUGUUGAGUUGCAGUGUGUGUGGUGAAAGAUUCUCUUCUAAGUACCAGUGUAAGAAACACAAGUGUGCUGGUGAGAACAGCAGCAGCAAAUGAAGAUGCAGGAUUUGAAACAAACUUUCUAACAACAUCAGCACUUAUAACGUGUGACAUCAUUGUUGUGUGUGUAACACAAUCUUGUUAAUAUAAUUCUAACAUUUAUAGAUUAGACACUUCAGAUUAGUGCUUUUAUUUCAGUCAAGUACAUGAGUUAAUAUACACAUUUGUGUACUUUAAAAUGAACAGAACAAUUUGACUGAAAAGGUGAGAAUAAACACUACAUUAAAUAUGUUACAAGCAAUAAACAUUUAAUGUGUAUAUAUUCAUAAUUCACUUUUAUACUUAUUCAUAAUAGUGUUUUAUAUAUGUUUUUUUAAAUAAUGAAGUAUUACAUUUUUUAUUUUCUAAUUGUAGAUGAUUCCAUAGAUGAACUCCUUUAUAUGAUAUACAUAUUUGUUGUACAUGUGUUCAUACCUUUGCUUUUGAGUACACAUAAAUCCCUCUUAGUUCAUAUUUACUGGUUCACAUCUGAAACAUUUUCUGGACCACUUCUGGAAGCAUAUUAUUAUUGACUUUAUACAUCAUUUAAACAGUUGUGUUUUAUACAAGAUCAUUUACUUUUAAAAUGUGUGACUUUAUGAAUCAUUUGUUGUGUGUUGAUAAUCCAUUCUAUUAAUUAUAUUUAUUAUUCUCCUGUGUAAUAUGAAUAUUGUUUUGUGAUUGUUUUAUAUGUAUGUCCCCAGACCUUUAUGUAAUAAACAAUGUAUGCUUCAACUAAAGUUGGGUACAAUAAAUGUAGUUAAUAUUUGUGAGUAUGUG
Molecule: messenger RNA, 2576 nt
Organism: Entelurus aequoreus (snake pipefish)
Lineage: Eukaryota; Metazoa; Chordata; Actinopteri; Syngnathiformes; Syngnathidae
Product: zinc finger protein 773-like
Exons: 3
Coding region: 312-1814 (500 amino acids)
Biological process (GO): regulation of transcription by RNA polymerase II
Molecular function (GO): RNA polymerase II cis-regulatory region sequence-specific DNA binding; DNA-binding transcription factor activity
Source: RefSeq, a predicted model, not a curated record